Messenger RNA from Hydatigera taeniaeformis, 780 nucleotides. The record is from the annotation of a GenBank genome assembly. NCBI's taxonomy places the organism in Eukaryota, Metazoa, Platyhelminthes, Cestoda, Cyclophyllidea, Taeniidae.
AUGUUGGAGCUUCAUGCAAAAGCAUUGGCACCUGCAGGUAUUCAAGCAGCUCAUUUCACCUAUUUCUUUGAAACAACCACUCCACCCCCCAAACGAGAAUCCUCUGUGUUUCCACGAAUAGCUAAGAAGAGCUAUGGAAGUAAUGUAAAUGUCAAGGAGGGCGGUCAAAAUGAAUCUGCCUUUCUUUCCUCCAAUCUUCGCUUUUUAUGUCCUGUUAAAAUGAAUGUCCUCACAUUUUAUGGGCAGCAGUUGAUGUGUGGCGCCCUCAAUGCUCCUCCUCCUCCUCCUCCUCCCCCUCCUCCUCCUCCUCCUCGAUCCCAUCAGCCGCGCAUCGCCAACAACUGCAUGUUGCAUGAUGAUGGCGCAUCGCUGAUUAUUUUGCUUAACAAAAACAAAAGUAGUCAAUAUACCGUUCCAACUGACAAUGCAGAAGUGACGAUAAGCGACAGCGUUGGUGAUAGGGAUGGUGGUGGUGGUGGUGGCGACGACGAUGACGGCGACGGCGGUAAUUGGGGCCUUCCUCCCUCUUCUGCCAACUUGUUCAUCUCACCUCCCACCCAACUUGGGCAAAGUUUGGUGUGUCACAUCAAAGCACCAAUGCACGAGGAAAUGAAGGCUAUGAUUUCACCCUCCUCAUCAUCACAGCAGCGAUUCACCGUUGCGUCUCCUGAAUCAAGCAAACGGCAAUGGGUGCAUGGUGUGGUGCUCACAUGGCGCGUGGAUUGCAGUGAGACUGAGGAGGAGGUGGUGUUGUGCGGAGUGGUCAGUCAAGUUGAUUGA